Molecule: messenger RNA, 3326 nt
Organism: Pelobates fuscus (common spadefoot toad)
Lineage: Eukaryota; Metazoa; Chordata; Amphibia; Anura; Pelobatidae
Gene: PDIA5
Product: protein disulfide isomerase family A member 5
Exons: 17
Coding region: 51-1622 (523 amino acids)
Biological process (GO): protein folding
Cellular component (GO): endoplasmic reticulum
Molecular function (GO): protein disulfide isomerase activity
Source: RefSeq, a predicted model, not a curated record
CGGCUCCGGGGGCGCAGUGCGCAGGCGCAGCCAGACGUGGCAGCCCGGUGAUGGCUCCUGCCAGGCUGAGCUGGGGAGGGAGAAUGCUGCUGCUCCAGGUCCUGAUUAUCCUGCCCUCCUGCCUCUUAACAAUCAAGGUAUCCCCGCUUAUCGAGAAAAUCGAUGAUCACAAAGACUUCAAGAAACUUCUCCGCACUCGGAACAAUGUGUUGGUAUUAUUCUCAAAAUCAGCGCCGGCUGCUGAACGCCAAUUGAAACUUUUAUCGGAUGUGGCUCAGGACGUAAAGGGCAGGGCAACCGUAUCCUGGAUAGACUGUGGAGACGCAGAAAGCAGGAAACUAUGCAAGAAACUGAAAGUGGAUCCCAGCAGCAAAUCCAAUGGGUUGGAACUGUUACAUUAUAAAGAUGGGACGUUUCACACCGAGUAUAACAGACCGGGAACAUACAAGUCCUUGGUGGCGUUUCUGAAAGACCCCGAAGGCGCUCCCCUGUGGGAAGAGAAUCCAGAAGCCAAAGAUGUCGUCCACCUUGAUACUGAGAAGGAUUUCAGGAAACUUGUGAAAAAGGAAGAGCGUCCCCUACUGGUCAUGUUCUACGCCCCAUGGUGCAGCGUGUGUAAGAGAAUGAUGCCAUCCUUCCAGCAGGCAGCAAGCGACCUCAAAGGCCCUUACGUCCUUGCCGGACUGAACGUACAUGCCCCAGAGUUCGAGAGGCUGAAAGAGGAAUUUAACGUAAAGGGAUACCCCACCAUCCUAUACUUUGAGAAGGGGAAGUUUCUCUACAACUAUGAGAAGUAUGGCGCCACUGCUAAAGACAUCACAGAAUGGCUGAAGAACCCUCAGCCUCCAGCACCCGAGACGCCAGAAUUGCCGUGGGCCGAGCAGGAGAGCACAGUCUAUCAUCUGACGGACGCAGACUUCGAUCAGUUCAUUAACGAUCAUCCCUCGGUGCUUGUCAUGUUCCAUGCGCCGUGGUGCGGACACUGUAAGAAAAUGAAGCCAGAUUUUGAGAAAGCAGCAGCGACUCUCCAUGAGGAAAGUGGUGUUGGAGUACUUGCUGCGGUGGAUGGGACAGUACACAGAGCCCUGACGGAGAGAUUCCAGAUCUCGGGGUUCCCCACAGUGAAAUAUUUUGAAAAUGGCGAGGAAAAAUAUACGCUGCCACACCUGCGCUCAGAACAAAAGAUUGUGGAAUGGAUGCACAACCCAGAAGCACCGCCUCCUCCGGAGCCGGCGUGGGACGAGAAGCCAUCCAGUGUUGUACACCUCCUCGGAGACGAUUUUCGUGAGAUCCUGAAAAAGAAGAAGCACGCUCUUGUUAUGUUCUACGCUCCAUGGUGCCCUCAUUGCAAGACGGCAGUCCCACAUUUUACAACGGCUGCUGAAAUGUUCAAAGAAGAUCGCAAGAUUGCUUAUGCUGGCGUGGACUGCACCAAAGAGAAGAACCAGGAUCUCUGUAAGCAGGAAGGAGUUGAAGGCUUUCCCACCAUCAGCUAUUAUAACUACGGAAAGCUUUCUGAGAAAUACAGCGGUGAACGCUCGGAAUCUGGUUUCAUUGAUUUUAUCAAAUCACUUCGGGAUCGAGACCACAGCAAGCUGGGCAAGAAGAAGGAGGAAUUGUAAAAUGGGUCUGGAGGAUAAAUUCCAGAACGCACUGUGAUAAGGCUUCCGGCCCCAGGAGGUUAACCUGUUUCCUGCCAAACCAUCUCCGCCUCCUGAUAAUGACUGAAAAAAAUCAAAAAAACUCAAACAAAAAAAUAUUUUUUAAAGUAUGUUUUUCAUGUAUUUUGAAGGAAAGUCAAACCACUUUUUCGGAUGAUUCCAAACCAUUUAAUGAUUUUGUUUUGGAGAGGAGAGGUCUUCUUUCUUUCUUUUGUGGAUGGAUAAUGAGCGUUGCGACUAUGCAAUUAAUCUUUAGACACUGUUAAUUAUUAUAGAAAGGCUGGCGAGAUUCUAGAGCUCCCCUAGACUGCGCUGUGUGGGUACAACAUAUACCCAGUAACGCCACAUUAAAUCCAAUGCAUUAUUAUUCCGUAAACACUGCUGGCCACCAGCUAACGGACUGUAACUCCCAUCAUCCUGGGAGUCCUAGUCCAGAGUGCAGCUGUAGGUUGUCACGCACACUAUGCAGUUAAUGGCUCAUUAAUAUUGUUGGGGUUUUGUUUUCUUUUAUUAGCGCUUCCAUUUUGAGCUGAACCAGGUUUUAAUAUUCUAUUCUUCUACAAUUGCUCUUAUUUGUAUAUUGUUCUUGAUUUCACAAAUCCAAACUAGUGAUUGUUUUUUUAAUGCCAAAAAAGAGAUUUUUCCUAUUUUUUUUUUUCCCCCCUAUUUCCCAUAGUUUUUUGUUUUUUUUUGUUAAACGUAUUGAUUGGGUUUGGGAUUUUCUCCAGAGCUCGCGUUUCAUACACUGUAUAGCUACACUGACCUUUCACACUGCAAAGAUGGCUUUCAAUGUAAAACGGGCUCUGUCACCUAAAUAAUGUUUUGCAGUGGGAACGAAGAACGUCACCUUUUUAUAUACUGAUAACAGGGUGACAAUCAAAUUAAAGCUCCAGAGAAAUUCGGGGGAUUUAACGAUUUGGCACAAUAUGCAAAUGAACUACUGUGAUAAUAAUGCUGUGCGUUAUCAAGUUUAUUCUCUCGGUCUUUAAAAACUUUGUAGGUGACGGGGUCCCUUUAAUCCAGGAAUAGGCUCUGUAACGCACAAACAUAACAUUAUUUAAAGGAGGGGUGUUUUCUUAUUUUUUAACAUAUUGCUUGAUUUACAUUGCUGCCGUAGGUCCCAGAGCUGCAUUACAAGCGCUUUACUCCAAUCUGAUUUAAAUAGGUGCUUUAACUAUUUCAGUGUGAGAGGGGAGACCAGCAAGUCUACACAUGGGUUUCCCCGUGUGGGCCCCCUUUAUGUUCCAUUCCUUCGAAGCGGCUAGUUAUCACACGCACCCAGAAAAUAAAAUACAUAGGACACUUGCUGCUGGAAACGCCAGCCAUAACCAUUGCUCAGGGAAAUGUUUCCAAACCUAUAUUUGCAGAUCCAUUGCGGACCGCCAUCGCAGGAUGCCACACACGGUUUACACACCUGCAACAACAAAAAGAUAAAUAUUUGCAAAAUGAAGUGUAGAGGGAAAUAAAGCCAAAAAUAAUGAUAUACCUAUCUAAUUAUUGUUUGUUUUUACCAUUAUUGAGAUAUUUGGGGAUGGCACCAUCUCUGUGUAUAAUUUAUAUGCAGUAAUUAUCUGAUACUUAUCCCAGGCUGUACAUGGAUUCAAUGGACCGUAUUUUUGAUAUGCAGAAUGAAAUAAAAUAAAGAUAGAAUUUGUUUACAUCUUU